Molecule: messenger RNA, 981 nt
Organism: Candidula unifasciata
Lineage: Eukaryota; Metazoa; Mollusca; Gastropoda; Stylommatophora; Geomitridae
Source: the annotation of a GenBank genome assembly
AUGACUUGCAAUCACCCACAACCCGUGAUAGCGGACAUUUACCUACAGCCAGUUGAACUCACAGAUGUGUUUGUUGCCAAUAUAGAGGACAAGAAGCAAGCAGCAAGAAUAAUCAAAGAACUGAGCGUACAAGCUCCGUUAGGCGACCUCCAGCACUUGAAGAGAGUUCGGUCACAAACAGGCAAAGAUGUAUCUCUACAAGUUGUAUUGUACAAGGCCAAAUCUGGGAGUUGUCAUUGCCCAUCUGAUAAUGGGAUCAGUGUUGACGGGCUAGGGUCCAGAUAUGUGGUGAAAGUUCCAGCAAAACCUCCAUUAACAAGACAUCAGUACAAUCAGGCAGUUCAAUACUGGCCUGUCAGUUUUCAUGAAAACAAAGAACUAGUCUCACUGUUGUCGGGCAAACAUUUUAGUGAGGCUGAGGUGCAGGAAAUUGAGAACUACAUGAGGCAGGCUUUUAGGCUGGCUGAAAUCUCUAGAGACAAGAAGCAGUUGCCAGUUGGAGCGUUAGUUGUCAACCCUGUCACCAAAACGGUUGUAGCAGAGGCCUACGACCUGCGCCAGGCAGGCUACCCACUUCAACAUGCAGUCAUGGUAGCCAUUGAUUUAGUAGCACAUUCUCAAGGCGGUGGCAUGUGGAAGUUUGAUGGCGCACAGGUUUUAUUGCUAAGGACACCUCUAUUUUCAGAUUCACAUCCGAAUCUAAAACAUUCACUGCCCGGGGGAUCUGGUGACACCAAGACAAAAGUGGAACCUUAUCUGUGUACAGGAUAUGAUUUGUAUGUGACACAGGAACCGUGUGUGAUGUGCAGCAUGGCAUUGGUACAUUCCAGAAUUGGGCGUGUGUUUUACGGGUCGUCACAGCGUGACGGGGCACUGGGGUCACAUUAUAAGAUACACUGUCAGCCAGGUCUGAACCACCAUUACAGUGUCUUCAAGGGCUGUCUGCAGACACAGACUGAUCAGUUGUACCAGGAGAGAUAA